AUGCAGUCGGAGGAGCCCGGAGAUACCAUCGAAAUGCUGAGAGCAAGAAAGGGGGAAACUCUAGAGGACAAGCUGGUUUUAGAUGAUUCAAAUUCUCAGCAAGAGCAAAAAGACACACUUAAUUCAACUACUCAAAAUGAAAACGUCAAUGCAAAUUCAAAUAGUGAAGGAGAAGGGCAACUUGAUACACCGCCAGAGGAAGCGCCUCUCAUCCAUGAUGAGAUGAAUCGAGUUGAUUAUCCACCUACUGAUCCAGGAGAUACUGCUCCUGAAGCAGCAGAUGCCCAAAGUCAAGAGACUGAAGCCGUUCCUUCAGAUGCCACUCAUAGUGUUCCUGCGCUGGCUUCAAGUACCUCUGAGAAUAUUUGCCGAAAUGCCAGCAAAGAACUAGACCCAAAGGCCCAGGAAGCCUUUGAUCGUGCUGUCCGUGUAUUCUGCCCACUUGUAGAUCCUAAGCACAUGCUGGAUGUAGUAGCUCCUGGCAUUGGCAGCUUGCAUCUGGACCAUGCUCCUCUCAAGGCAGAUAGUUCUUUUACCCAGCUUCUCACCAAGAUGACUGAUGUAGAGGAAUUAGAUUUUGGAAAGAAUGAGAUGGGACCUCAAGCAUUCCGAGUGAUCAUGAUGGCACUGUCAGCCAACACUUCCAUCAAAUCAGCUGUACUCUCCAACAACAAAACAGACACAGAUACAGCAGAGAGUAUAGGAGUGAUGAUUACGACCAACCAGACAUUGAAGAGCUUGGAUCUCUCAAGUAAUCAAUUAGGGAAGGAUUAUCUAUCAAGAUGCAUUGGACCUGCUCUCAAGACAAACACUUCUCUGACAACCCUCAACAUGUCAAGUUGUGGAGCUACAGACCUUUCUGCUCUCAUGGAGGGCCUUCAAGAAAACAACCUUAGUAGUCUUGAUGUCAGCCACAAUCAGUUGUCAAAUAGCAAUUCAUUUGUCACUUCCCUUAGUAUAAUAUUAAAGAAUUCCUCAUGUGCAAUAAAGGAGCUGAAUGUUCGUAACUGUGGGAUCCAGGGUACAGGGCUCCAGGUCCUGGGAGAGGGAGUCAAGGAGAAUUCCUCCCUCGUUAUAUUUCAUGCAGGAGGCAAUGAUGUUUCUGAUGCAAAUGUUUUUUCGGAGGUAUUGCUGACCUGUCUCCAGCAUCCUUCCUUAGAAACUCUGAAUGUGAAUGAUACCAGAAUCAGUGAAACUGGCAAUCAAGACAUCGAUUCAGCAUCCAUAAGUGAAAAAAGGAAAAGCAGCCUGAAAAUGUUGAAUUUGGCGAACUGCUCCAUAACUGAUGACAUCAUGAAAGUACUGGCCAAUCAGCUUCCUGCAUGCUUACCACAUGUCACAGAAUUGAGUUUAUCAGGAAACUCUGAGAUGAUGACAGUCUCGCUUCAGUAUGUUGCUCAGCUGACUGCAUUGACAGAGGGUUCAGAAUCCUCCAUAUCAUCAGGUUUGACUCAUCUUCACCUUGAUCAGCAGUCUUUGGAAGAUCUUCCUGAUCAUCUUCUCAACAAUCCAUCCUUCCCUAGCCUUACCAUGCUGAGUAUAUGUAAGGCCAAGAUAUCACCAGCUAGUCUGGGUAGACUAUCUCAUCUACUACAGGGACCAGGUGGUCUCACAGAGCUCUGUUUGAGCGGACUCAAACUGUCAGAGACAGAAGCAUUGGAACAGCUCUUUGAGCCAGCUGUCAAUCUGAGCUUGAAGAGUCUUUCCUUAGCUGGUUGUGCCCUCAAAGACUCUGACCUUCAACCGCUGACCUCUGCACUUUCUGCUGGAUGGUGUGUGACCUCAUUGACCUUAGCCAGCAACAGAUUGACGGGGUCAGGGGUCAAUCCCCUGCUGGAGGCCUUGACCAGUUCCGAAGAACCAUGCAUUGAAUCUCUGAAUCUCAACUCAAAUCAGCUAUCAGAUGACUGUCAAGAUGUGCUGACUAGUCUCCUUACCAAGGCCAAGAAGCUGCAUACAUUAUCUUUCAAUAGAAAUAGCCUGGGUUGUCAGACUUUAUCAGCAAUAAUGAAUGCAUUACACCUGGCAGAGAGUCUAAAGCUGCUUGAUCUGAGAAAUCCUUUAGAUGAAGAAGAUAUGGAAGAACUCAUGAAGAAUUUAUCAGAGGAACUAGGAUACACCAUACAUGAAGACGAAUAUGGUGGUAUCGAGGCUGGACGUGGCCAUCUUCCAUCCAGAUCAUCUGACUUGUCCAUCUUGUUGACUGGUCUUGGAGCUGACCUUGGACCUGUUGGUAGGUCACUGGACAGUGCAAUGGUCAAGACUGACCAUGGAUUAAAGCAUCCUCUUCCGCUUAGUCUUCAACAUGCCUUACAUCUUGGGGCUUGGAUGACUGCACAAGAUCCCAUGACAGGCACAGACUGCUAUCCAAGAGAGCAAAGUCCUUAAAUCAAGGGUUUAUCUGGAAGUCCUCAGAAGUCACCUAACAUGAAGCAAGCAAUAUGGACAAGGUUAGGAAGAAGUCAUUGUCAUGCUGGAGGGAUUCCAUGACAUUUGCUCCAGCAACAAUUGCUCUUGUUUUAAAUUCUACACACUAAACAAAUGAUCACCUUCAACCCUGGGUUUAACGCUAUACCCUACCCUAAACCUAACAUAGGACCCUAUUGCAAACCUAACCCUAACCCUACAUCUUACAUAAAACGAAGUCCGGAGCAACUGUUGCAGGAGCAAAUGUCUUGUCACCACUGGAAGAUGGACUCGACAAACUCGGUCAAAGGUCAAGAAAAUUAUCAGAAAUAUGCUGUGAGAUCCAGUGCUUUACCUCAUGGCUGAGAGGAGGCUUACACAGCUGAUGGAUGACAGUGCUAUGUAAAUCAUGUCACUCGGUGUACAACAUGGAUGCACCCCCUAUCUGGGAAAGUCUACCAGAGCUAAAGAUGUGACACCAAUCUUGACAUCUUCUUCUGCACUGAAUGUCUGGUGCGAUCAUUUGUUGGUACAUACAUGGACAUGAUGUGUAAUCCACCUGUAAAGAAAGACCAAAUGUUAUAUCCUUUGAAACAUACAACAAAGGAACCUGUUUUGUAAAUACCUCUUUUUCUUAUCUCUGAGAGAGACGACUACCAGGGACUGGUACUUUGACACCAGACAUUAUACACGCUCUGUUUUUGGUGCUCCACUUAUGUACUUAAUAUGGAAAUUUCCACCAUGUAAAUCAAAUUGAACGAACCAAAUGCUGAUUUAAAAGACUAUCUGCAUUCGCUACUUAUGAACCAGGAUGGGAAAUGGUUUUUGUCUCACCUGCAUAGCAGAGUGAGACUAUAGGCACCCGCCGCUUUUCCGACGGCGGCGGCGUCGGCGUCAACACCAAAUCUUAACCUAAGGUUAAGUUUUUGAAAUGUCAUCAUAACUUAGAAAAUAUAUGGACCUAGUUCAUGAAACUUGGACAUAAGGUUUAUCAAGUAUUACUGAACAUCCUGCUUGAGUUUCAUGUCACAUGACUAAGGUCAAAGGUCAUUUAGGGUCAAUGAACUUUGGCCAUUUUAGAGGUAAUUAUUAGAUUGCUGUCAUAACUUUCAAAGUUUAUAGAUAUAGUGUAUAAAGUGUGGAUAUAGGGGUAAUCAAGUUUCACUGACAAGUUUUAGAUCACAUGAUCAAGGUCAAAUGUCAAUGAACUUAGUAUUGUAUCAUAUGAAUGGUGUUUUUUGUGAAUAAUUAUUUGAUAGUAGUUUUCAAAGUCAGCACUGCUGCUAUAUUGAAUUGCGUGAUGCAGGUGAGACCGCCAGAGGCAUUCCACUUGUUAUUUUUUAGGGGCUAUUUUUGUCCACAAUGGGGGUGAUUGCUGACUUUUUGGGGCUAUUUCUUUCAUAUUAAGAGCUACAUUUUUUGCAACAAGCACUUACGCUGCAAAAGCAUUUCUCAUCAUUCUGCUGUAUGUAGAAAAUUUAUUUUUAGACAAUAUUAGCGCCCCAAAGUGUUCAAUUUUGUGAAUUUUCCAACACUGUCAUGAACCCAUUUUAGGUAUUUUAUGAUGACUUUUGUGUAUCUCAAAGAAGCAGGUCCAAGCUAUUAUCUCUGAACAGUGAUUUUCAGUUUAAAUUUUAAAAAAAGACCUUUUCUCUUUCUUAAAACCUUUUAUUCUGUUUCAAACUUGAUUGAGAAUGAAAUUCUGUUUUUGAGAAAACGUACACAUAAAAAGCACGAAUUCCAUUUUGCAGUGAGUUUUCUCCCUAAAAGUAUAGAACCAAAACAGAUUUUUCGUUUUGAUUUACUGGUAAACAGAAAAUCACUGUCCCUAAUUAUUUGCUGACUUUCCAAAUUAUCUGAAUUAUCUGUUGUUUGAUUAAUGGAUGCAUAGAAUGUAGAACAUGAUUACUAGGAGAAAAUAUGUGCACAAGGUUACAAAUGAUUUCCAAGUAUCAUGAGGUUUAUAAUAAAUAUGGUGUGGUAAUUAGGGCUUGUAGGUUUUUGUGGAGUUAACUCGGUUUACAUGAAGUUAGUAAUUGUGUUUAUUUUGUGUUUACUAUUCCGCAAAAGUGGACCCAAAGGUUUUCCAGAGUUUUCCUCGAAUGAAUUUUAUCUCUGGUUUUUUACCCUGGAUCUACUUGUCGUAGAAUAAUUGUUUAAAGGGGAACGUAAAGGCUUGUUUACUUUAUGCACACAAUAAUAAUACUGUACUGGAUUAAUGAAAUCAAAAAUUGGAAAGCGCGAAUUUAACCCAUCCCAGGGUCAUCAUUUAUUUGAGUUGCCGAAGUUCUCUUCAAUCUUUCGCCCUAGACUCUUAACUUGCUUCUGGAUGGCUCUGCGCCAAUUAUGUGAUACCCCUUAACCCUAUUAGGACUGGGAGGGGGCCAUGAUGGCCCCCCUCGACGCGUUGCACAAUAUUUCCGAAACGCAAAAGGUAGCUCCGCAAAAUUUUAUGACUUUUUUCUUUCAAGUCUCGCAAAACUUUUGAGACCAAAUUUGCGACCUACGGGUAUAGCAUCGGGACGCUACGUGACUUUUUACGAGACAAUGUCAUGCCGAAAAUGGAUCAUUUUUAUACUUUCUGUACAAAGUCUGUGGGAGAUGAAAUUCAUAAAAGUGUGAUUAUUUUUCAUUCUAAUUGGUCUGCCUAAUUAAUAUAGAGUUUAACUUAGUUGUUAAGUGGUCUGUAAUAAUUUCCAUUG
Molecule: messenger RNA, 5108 nt
Organism: Lytechinus pictus (painted urchin)
Lineage: Eukaryota; Metazoa; Echinodermata; Echinoidea; Temnopleuroida; Toxopneustidae
Product: ribonuclease inhibitor-like
Molecular function (GO): protein binding; GTPase activator activity
Source: RefSeq, a predicted model, not a curated record